AUGUGGGACAAAGGUCGGAGGGUACAAGCAGGUCUCAUUGUGUCAAAGCCAGACCUGGUCUCCUUUUUGGAGCAAAAGAAGGAGCCUUGGGAUGUGAAGAGAAAGAAGACAGUAGCCAUCCACCGAGCCAUAUCUUCACAUGACAUCCAGAGCUUCAUGCCAAAGCCGAGCAUAGAAGCUUCUUUCCAAAAAGUGUCAAUGGGUAGACACAAAAAUAGUGACAUUGAGGAUUUACACUUAAUGAUAGACCGGGACAAUGAUGGGAAGAGUGAAGGGUAUCAAAGAUAUCAUGAAGGACAUAUCCAGACUCAGACAACUGCCCAUAAUAAGAAUCUCACUGUCCAAAAUGGUGAACGAUAUAAAACAUUUUGGAAAACCUCCCCUUUUAAGUCAGCUGUUUCCAAAAACCAGUGUGAUUCUGCAAGUGAAAUCUCAAAUCAAAUAUUCAAACAUACAUAUUUAGGGAAAGACAGUUUGGAAAAUCUGGAAAGUUACCUAGUCCAUGCUGAGAGUAAUUAUUUGAACCAUUCUGACAAAAGGAUUGGUUUGACUGUUCAGUCAAAUGUUUCUGAAAAUCAGAAAUUUAAAAACGAAGAACCAAGUGCUAAGUGGGAUCCAUUUGAGAGGUCCUUCACCGAGGAGUCGACCCUACAGAAUUACCAGAGCAUUUUCAAUGGAGACAGAAUUGCUCAAUCCAUUGAAUCUGAGGAAACAUUUAAGCAGAGCUCAAAUGAUGAUAAACAUCUGAGGACUCAUUUUCCAGGAAACCAUUAUGAAUGUAAUAAGUGUGGGGAAGUCUUUUAUCAAAACUCUAACCUUAUUAUACAUAAGAGUAUGAAUAUGGGAGAGAAUCCGUAUAAUAAAUAUGUGAAUACUCUUACCCAGUCCUCCAGUGUUGGUGACCAUCAGAGAAUUCAUGUGGGAAAAAACCCAUUUGGAUGUGAAAAACCUGGGAACAUGUUAAGUCAGUCAUCAGGACUAAAUACACCUAAGACCAUCCAUACUGGAGAGAAAAGUUACAUUUUUAAGGAAUGUGGCAAAGACUUUGACUGGCACUCAGCACUACCUCAACAUCAGGGGAUGCAUACUGGAGAGAAACCGUACGGAUGUGAAGAAUGUGGUAAAACCUUUAAGAUCUGGAAGCACAUUCAGCAGUUUGGAGACCAUCUUGGAGAUGUUGCUCCACCGCCUUCUCUGUGGUGGCUUUCCUGA
Molecule: messenger RNA, 1212 nt
Organism: Odobenus rosmarus divergens (Pacific walrus)
Lineage: Eukaryota; Metazoa; Chordata; Mammalia; Carnivora; Odobenidae
Product: zinc finger protein 676-like
Exons: 4
Coding region: 1-1212 (403 amino acids)
Biological process (GO): regulation of DNA-templated transcription
Source: RefSeq, a predicted model, not a curated record